Myripristis murdjan (pinecone soldierfish) is the source of this 2397-nucleotide messenger RNA. Its product is annotated as matrilin-2-like. The record is from RefSeq and is a predicted model, not a curated record. Lineage: Eukaryota; Metazoa; Chordata; Actinopteri; Holocentriformes; Holocentridae. The coding region runs from base 1 to 2151 and encodes 716 amino acids. Gene Ontology annotation, molecular function: calcium ion binding. The transcript is spliced from 12 exons.
AUGAGAUCACUGGCCCUCGGCCUCUUCUGCCUGUUGUGCUGUGAUGCAGUUCGGCUGGACAGACGCCGUCCCAGACCCAUUGCAUCCAGAGGGCGAAAUGAGUCUACUGUCCAAACAAGCCCAUUGGAGAACCCCUGCAAAGGUGUCCCGCUGGAUUUCAUCUUCGUCAUUGACAGCUCCCGCAGCAUUCGUCCCAACGACUACGAGAAGGUCAAGACCUUCAUCAUUAACCUGCUCCAGUUCCUGGGGGUUGGUCCUGAUGCAACACGGGUGGGCCUGCUCCAGUAUGGCAGUGAGGUCCAGAAUGAGUUCUCCCUCAACACCUACAGCACCAGGGCGGAGGUGGAGCAGGCAGUGAGGAACAUGGAGCACCUUGCCACAGGAACCAUGACCGGCCUGGCCAUCCAGUACACCAUGGAGACAGCCUUCACCGAGGCAAAGGGAGCACGACCGGUGAGCCUUCACAUCCCACGUAUCGCUAUGGUCGUGACGGACGGGCGGCCUCAGGACUCAGUGGAGGUGAUUGCAGCUCAGGCAAGGCAGGCGGGCAUCCAGAUCUUCGCUAUUGGAGUGGGCAGGGUGGAUAUGAAAACCCUGAGGGCCAUAGGCAGUGAGCCACACUCUGAGCACGUGUACCUGGUGGCCAAUUUCAGCCAGAUGGAAACCCUCAUUUCAGUGUUCCAGUCCAAACUGUGUGGAGGCUCAGACAUGUGUGAGGUGGUGGACCAUCAGUGCCAGCACAUCUGUGUGAGCACACCAGCCUCGUACAGGUGCAAGUGCAGGAGAGGCUUCACCCUCAACCCUGAUGGCAAAACAUGUAAAGGCGAGGAUGUGUGUGCCACAGUGGAGCACGGCUGUGCCCACAUCUGUGCCAACCUGCCUGAUGGCUAUGAGUGUCGCUGCCGCCCAGGAUAUCAACUCAACAUAGACCUGAAGACAUGCACCAGACCAGACUUCUGCGACCUGGGGAACCACGGCUGUGAGCAUGACUGUGUCAGCACCACCGAGUCCUACAUCUGCAGGUGUAAGAAGGGCUACGUACUCAAUCUGGAUGGCAAGACCUGCAGCAAAAUUGACCACUGUGCUGAUGGGAAACACGGCUGUGAGCAGGAGUUCACGAACACUGAGGACUCGUGUGUGUGUAAAUGCAGAGAGGGUUACACACUCAGACCAGAUGGGAAAACAUGCAAGAAGACUGACCACUGUGCUGAUGGGAAACACGGCUGUGAGCAGGAGUUCAUGAACACUGAGGACUCGUGUGUGUGUAAAUGCAGAGAGGGUUACACACUCAGACCAGAUGGGAAAACAUGCAAGAGUCUGGAUCUCUGCCAGACAGUGGACCAUGGCUGUGAGCAUCAGUGUGUCAGCACAACCGACUCCUACGUGUGCAGGUGCUUUGAGGGAUUCACACUGAAUGAGGACGGCAAGAGCUGCAGAAAGGUGGAGUGUGGCGAAGGAGUCGUGGAUCUGGUGUUUGUGAUUGACGGCUCCAAGAGCCUGGGCUCUGCCAACUUUGAGCGGGUCAAGCAGUUUGUCAAAGCCAUUGUAGACUCGCUGGACAUUUCCAGAACAGGCACACAUGUUGGCCUUCUCCAGUAUUCCACCAAAGUCCGUACGGAGUUCACCCUGAGCCGCUUCGCCACGGCUCAGGACAUCAAACAGGCUGUGGGCCGGAUGCAGUACAUGGGGAGAGGCUCCAUGACCGGGUCAGCCCUGCGUCACAUGUUUGAGUACAGCUUUUCAGCCAAAGAAGGUGCCAGGGCAAAUACUCCCCGUGUGAGCAUUGUGUUCACUGACGGACGAUCGCAGGACGAUGUCUCUGAAUGGGCCAACAAGGCAAAGAACGCUGGAAUCACAAUAUAUGCCGUGGGUGUUGGCAAAGCUAUCGAGCAGGAGCUGAGGGAGAUAGCUUCAGAGCCUGACGACAAGCAUCUGUAUUAUGGGGAAGAUUUUGAUAAAAUGGGAGAAAUUGCAAAUAAGCUGAAGACAAGGAUAUGUAAAGACAAGCCUUCCGAUGAAGAGAUGUGUCAGUGUGAGAAUGUGAUGAGGUUUCAGAAACAGGUCACAGAGAAGCUGAAGAACCUGGCACAGAGUAUUGAAGCCAUGUCAAAGCGGCUGGAGACACUCGGGAACCAACUUGUGCAGAAGUGAGAGGCUCAGACUUGACCUUCUCUGACCUGCAGUGUAGCGUUCAAGGGGUCCUCACCGAGCUACACUGACACAUAUGCAAUGCUUCCUAAUGAAACUGCUGUUUAUACACUAUUGUAGACAACAUGUUUUUUUUUUUUUGUUUGUUUUUUUUGUAUAAAAAUGGAGAACGAUAUUAAAAUUGUAUCUUUGCCAACUAGAGGUAUUAAAAUAGAGCAUUUUUAUAUGGCAGGUCCGUGCAGCUUCAGG